CUGUUAAAUGAGUUGGGACAGAAUGACAUCACGGCGUAAUUAAAGCCGCUCUCUGGAAUUCCUGCUCAGGUCUGCUGCAGGAUUCUGGAGCACCUGCGGGUUGUUGUGUGUGAGUGAAAUAUUUUCACUGGACAGAGUUCAAGCUUUGGAGGGAAAGAGAAAAAACGGAGGCAGCCGCAUUACGCCAUACUCUCCUCACAUGGAAAAAAGAAGUGGGAUUUAAAGAAGUUGUUACAUGGUACCAAGCAGAACAGUUCGCUGGAGAGCAGAAGACGGGUCCAGGUCUCAGAGUCUCACCUGUCCACCAUCAGCAGUAUGGUUCUGACACCUGACCCUGACCAAAUGACUCUUUUAACCCUGUGAGAGUCAGACCCCGUUUCUCUAGCGUUUGGGAGCGAGACGCGCAUUUUGGACCUCACGGGUCUGAGGAUGAGAAAGGUCACUGAACUUCCCGCGCUCCUGGUGUCGGCUCAGCGGGUCAGAUCGUUCUGAAGAGAUUUAUAGACGAUGUGCCAAAAGGCUGCAGAGAUUUAGGAUGAGAGUGAAGAAUCUUCCCCUUCUGCUCAGCUGGACGAUAGUCUUCCUGCAUCCCGUCCGCGGUUCGCUCAGCAGAACCAGAACCACCUUGGAGCGAACGGGAGGAACCGCUGGCUCUUGGAAACCAGCUCCUCGUGUGCGCGUGAGUGCGCUGCCGACCACAGGUGAGACGAAUUUUGCCAGUCAGAAACCAGCGGGGAUCUCCGCUGCACCGGGGAGGCUGGACCAGCCGCAGCAGGACGGAGCGCAAAGAUCCGCGUGCAGAGAGGCUGUGUGCUCCUGGCGUCCCGCCGCUAAGGCACGUGUUGAAGCGCACGCGCCCGCAGCUGUUAACGCAAAUGCUGCCAGGAAAGGAACUGAGACGUUUGGAGGAGGUGGCUCACCGGGGAAAGCCGCUUCCAGGGCGGGCGCAGCAGCCGCCGCUGCGCGCAGCGGGUAUGAGCAAAAACAGAGCGCGGCUGUGGAGCGGGGCGUCAGCAUCAAGUCACCGAAACCAGGCGCCAGGCAGCCGGUGGUGACCCCUCACGACUACAUGCUGUCUCUGUACUGGUCACUGAGCAGCGGAGACGUGAACAGCAGCGCGGCUCUGGCCAACACCAUCACCAGCUUUGUGGACAAGGGACAAGAUGAGCGUGGACCACUGAUGCGACGUCAGCGCUAUCACUUCAACAUCAGCUCCCUGGAACCAGAUGGGCUCCUGGGGGCCGAGCUCCGCAUCCUGAGAAAGCGCCUAUCUGACCCCCGUUCAGCUUUGAGGAGCUCCACAGCUUCUGGGGGAGGAGGAGGAGGAGACUCAUCACCAUGCCUGAAGCUCUACUCCUGUUCUUCAGGAAAACAGAAACCUGCUCUUCUCCAGAUAAAGACUGUGGAGGAUCUAUUUACUGGAUUUGGCAACAAAUGGGAAGUGUUUGACAUCCAUAAAGUCUUCAAGGGGUUCAGACCCCAUCAGGACCAUCAGCAGCUGUGCAUUGAGCUGGAGGCACUGGGGCACAGGGCGGGGCGGCCUCUUGACCUGAGAACUCUGGGGUUCUCUCGGCUCGGCAGGACCAACAAGGAGAAAGCCUUCCUCCUGGCCUUUGGCAAAAGCAAGAAGGGCGACCUUUUCUACAAUGAGAUCAAAGCUCGUCUGGGCCACGACAACAAGACCGUCUACGAGUACCUGUUCACCCAGAGACGAACAAGGCGGGCUCCCAUUUCCAGGGGGUCUAAGAAUCCUCCCCAUAGUCCCACCCAGACUUCCCCCCAGCACCAGGUAGAAAAGAAGAGGCCACAUUGCCAUCGGAGGAGACUCCAUGUUAACUUCAAGAAGAUGGGCUGGGACAACUGGAUCAUUGCUCCACUGGAGUACAACGCCUACCACUGCGAUGGUGCCUGUGACUUCCCCAUCCAGUCCCACCUGGAGCCCACCAACCAUGCCAUCAUACAGACCAUCAUCAACUACAAGGCCCCAGAGUCUACUCCACCCACCUGCUGUGUCCCCACCCGCCUCAGCCCAAUCAGCAUGCUUUACAGCAACUCAGACAACAACGUGGUCUACAAGCAGUACGAGGAGAUGGUGGUGGAAUCGUGUGGUUGCAGGUAGCAGACUGGACGCAGUAGCAGAAGUUCCCCAUCAGAGAUGUGAAUCAUCAGACUGCAUCCCGAGGACUUAAAAGACUAAACAGAUAUGAUAAUAAGUCCAGAACGCCCACUCAGAUGGUUGAUGGGCCUGAGGGAAGCCAGAAAAUAAAAACAGACUAAAGAAACAUCUUUAUAGUUCUGCUUAGAUGUUUAUCUGUGUGCUGAUUGGUGCCAAACCCUGGAAGACACUAUUGGAAUGUGAAGUGAGUUAUGUUCAGAAGUACUUAUCUGAUGGAGACGUUUGUCUUCUCCAGGACUUUUUUAAAGCAUGAGAAGAAUCUGUGAUGUAUAAAUACGACCGAUGAUAAAGUGUUUAUCUGACCCACUCCGAAUGUGGGAACGCUGUUAGAUUAGUCCUCAAUAAAGAAUGUUCAUCUGA
This is a messenger RNA of Nothobranchius furzeri (turquoise killifish), 2536 nucleotides long. It is a transcript of the gene gdf5, whose product is annotated as growth differentiation factor 5. Lineage: Eukaryota; Metazoa; Chordata; Actinopteri; Cyprinodontiformes; Nothobranchiidae. Gene Ontology annotation, cellular component: extracellular region. The record is from RefSeq and is a predicted model, not a curated record. Gene Ontology annotation, molecular function: cytokine activity; growth factor activity.